CGACCGAUCUUUUCCAUCUCUAACCUGAUUGUUCGAUUUUUGAUGGAACAGACGAAGGAGACUUGUGCAAUAAAAGAGCAGCAUUCAUCUGUUGAGUUGCAACAACGCAGCAUUUUUGGACGGUGGAGCUAGACCAGAAAAAAGGGGGAGGGAGAUUUCGUUUCAGGUGACUGAGUCGCGACAGAUGUACACGGCAUGUGUGGACAAGCGAACUGUUUCCUGAAGCGCCUGACACCGAAUUAGCUCCAUUCAAUAGCUGGAAUAUUUUACAGAGUGAGCACAAGUAACUUAUCAAUCCCUCUUAUUAUUUGUACUUGGCGGAUUGUCUCAAGAAUCAUGAAUAUGUCUCCCCCAGACCGGAGGAAAAACAUACGAGAGUUGGCUUUGGAGAUUGGCAUUCGAGUUCUGCUCUUUGGAGUUUUUGUAUUCACAGAGUUCCUGGAGCCCUUUGAGAGAGUGAUUCAGCCAGAGGAACUGUGGCUCUAUAAAAACCCUCUGGUGGAGUCGGACCACAUCCCCAAGAGGGUCAUGUUCGCAAUUUCAUUUCUCACACCUUUGGCUGUGAUAUUCGUCGUGAAGAUCAUUCGGCGGACAGAUAAAACUGAAAUUAAGGAAGCGUGUCUUGCUGUCUCACUGGCUCUGGCCUUAAAUGGAGUCUUCACAAACACUAUCAAGUUAAUUGUUGGCAGACCGAGACCAGACUACUUCCAGCGCUGUUUUCCGGAUGGGCAGGUCAAUGUUAAGAUGCUGUGCACCGGAGAACCGGACCUGGUGUCAGAGGGACGCAAGAGUUUUCCCAGCAGCCACUCUUCCUUUGCGUUCUCUGGCUUGGGCUUCACCUCCUUCUACCUGGCUGGGAAGUUACAUUGCUUCACAGACCAGGGCCGUGGGCGCAGUUGGCGUCUGUGUGCCAUGCUGCUGCCACUCUACAGUGCAGUGAUGAUUGCCCUAUCCCGCACCUGUGACUACAAACACCAUUGGCAAGAUGCCUUUGUUGGUGGGGUGAUCGGCCUGCUCUUUGCCUACAUAUGCUACCGGCAGCACUACCCCCCUUUCCUGCACAUGGACUGCCAUUUGCCUUACGCCAGUAUCACCAAAGCAACCCACCUCAUCUCCGCCCAGGGUGACCCCCUGGCCCUGCCCACCGAGAAUGCCACAAGCCUGCCUCUGAAGGGGCUUUCAGAGGGGCCUGUAUGACUCCUGCCCACCCUUACCUCCAGACCCUUGCCUCAGCCCCAAACCCAGAACACCUAACUGCCUACCCCUCACUUAAACAGACUGACAAGCUAGCACUUACACAUUCCAAGGGACAGUAGUACUGUACACCCCCCCCCCCCCCCUUAACAUUUUUCCCUCCACCCUCACCUUGCAUUUGUUUGGCCUGGCUUAAUCACACACCCUUUCAGGGUUCCAUAUUUAGAGAGUCUGUGUAUGUGCAACAAUAGGAAAGUCCUGUGUAGCUCAUUUGGGAAGAGCAUGCCACUUGCAAUGCCAGGGUUGUGGUUUCCACACUAUGGAAAUGUUGUGAAACAGUAAGUCACAAAGUAUUGUCAUCCUUAAUGAAAUGGAAAAAGUAAACAGCACAAACAACGAGUCACCUUCUGGUCUCAAACAUGAGGUGGAGCCCUAUACUUUCAUUCAACUCAACAAGUAUUGUCACCUGUCAUGAAGUUGAGUAAAUGUAAAAAAAAAAACAACACUGAGUCAUAUUCUGGGCUCAAACAUAGUUGGGAACUGUAUAUUUUUAUUUCAACACUUUCAUUUCUCAAACCCAAAACAAUUAUUCAGUAGUACUAUUAUUUCUGCAAAACUUUAGUUUCUAAAGUAUUGGCACCCAUUCAAUCCAUCAGUGUUAUGUCUCCCCUGGAGUGAGUAACAGCACUGAACCUCUCCCCGCAAAGCCUGCAGGUUGGUGUGCACUUUUGGAGGGUUCUUAGACAACUCCUCAGUAGAGCACAUCCUUUCAAGAACCUUGAUAGUCUUAGGUUUGCGCUUAGGUUUUUGCUCCAAUUGUAUCUUCAACAUGCUUUAUAAAGUUCAGGUCCAGAAACGUGUGGGUUGGGCUCAUUACAGGAUUGUUUCUACCAACCCUUCGAAAGAACUUGUUGACAUGGAGGUGGGUUCUAACCGUUGAUGUUGAGAAUUCCACUAGUCAGUGCCGUUCUGAGACUGUGAUCCUUGGAUUAGAUCUUUGCCUCUCUCACCAUCUUCCUCUCUGUGUUCUUACCCUAUUCAACAUUUGCAACUAUUCCAGACUUCUGAAAUUUUUGAUCAUUGCCCUGAUUUUGCUAAUUGGUAUUUUCAAGUGUUUAUCUAUUUUUAUAUAUGCUUUACCAGAUCAGUGUAUGUCAGCAAUCAUCUGUCUCUUUUCAGUUGACAGCUCCUUGGUUUUACCCAUGGUGAUGGAUGACCGGGAUUGUACAUAGCAUGUAAUCUCGUAUUUAUACCCAAGGCAAACAGGAACAGGUGAAAGGUAUUAAUACAGUUCCUGGGCACUGAAUAUAGUAACGGAUACAGUUCCAGCCUAGAAUAUAGUAACGGACACCACAUCAAUUAUUUGAAAUAUUCUUUAGGUUUGAAACCUAUGUUUUGCAGAAAUAAUCAUACAACACAAUACAAAUGUUUUGUGUUUAAAUAAAAAUAUUCAGUUCCUACCUUUGUUUGAGGCCAAAAUACGACUCAUUGUUUUUUAUUUUUUACAUUUACUUUUGCUCAACUUCAUGACAGGUGACAAUGCUUGUUGAGUUGACUGUGUAUGGAUAUAUCAGGACACUACCGGUUGCAAAUAAAAAUAUAUAUAAAAAUUAACAGGGGCAGGUUGAGCAAAAGCAACAUUAAACAGCUGUGACAAAUUACUGUGUCAGUGAGCUGCUCAAAUGUUAUGGUAGGACCGAGGAUGCUCAUUAGAAGUGGCCGGUCUGUCCCUGAUCCCGUCAGUACAAUCGAGUGACCAUGCUAGGCAGCUGGGUGGCAGGUUGAUGUUGAAUUGGAAGGAAAGAAGAGCGCCUGGUAGUAAUCCCAUUAAAUGUCACAGCAAUGGAACUUUAGGUGUCACAGCUCCCCAGUAUGAUUUAUGAGAUACAAUAACUUAGCACAUCAGCAGUAAGGGAAUUCAGGCAACAGAAUCUGACUGAACAUUUAGAGCACAUAUCCACUGUAAAGAAUGUAUGGUAAUGUUGUCAGAAUUGUCAUCAGUUAGCAUUAUAUUAGCCUCUGCCUGGGUCUUUAGACCCACAAAGCAGGUUAUAACAUUGCCUCCAUCUCUUCUGUCGCUGGUUGUCCAUGGCAACAUAAUUAUAAACAUAGCCAGAAUUAAUUCAUGGAGAGAAGCAUUGUUCCUUGGCAAGGCCAAUCUUACGAUAAUUUCUCUUUUCCUAAUUCCUACCAAUCUUUCUAUCUGUUUCUCCCUGUACUGUUUCUCUCUAUUUUCUAUCCCCCCCUAUCUCUCUUUACUCUUACCUUAUCUUCCCUCUCUCUGCCUCCACAAUCUCCCCCGCUCCAUCUCUUAUACUCGCUCACACUUUCCUUGGUGUUGGCUGACUGGAUGUUUAAUGUUUCUUGCACUGAGGUUGAUCCUGGAUUUGAAUACAGAUUAAAGCUCAAAGAGGGCAAUCAAUAACGUGAAGGUGGAACUGGUAUGGUGGAAGUGCGUUGAGCCGGGCAUAAACUCCAAUCUGAUCCUGCAUUAAUCCUCAUUAUGUUGGGUUAGGCAGCCUGGCUCGUGAGGACAUUAGAGCCAAAUGAAAAUUAAGCGGCACCAAAGACUGCCCCAGCAUUGUGAAUAGAUUUUUGUCUCAGUGGCCUCCCCAAAAAUUAAACAAUAUACAAUUCUAGAGGGGUUAGGGUCUUUAUCAAGGGAGCUGUUCCUGGAUGCUAUUUAUGUUAUUAAUCUUUGCUAACUAUUCAGUGUUGAAUUUUGCCAAGCCCAGGUUUAAGGCCAAUUUAUUGAUUAAAUAAAACGCCAAGCAACUUAGUUCUCUCAUGUAAGUAACUGCAACUUAGUGUGAUAACAUUCCCAUUGUUAGUCAUCAAACUGAUUUGUCAAUGUACUAUGAAGAGUUUACCCUAAUAAGACAAACUGGGAUACUUCUCUCACAGUUGAGGUAUAGGGUACCACUGCUGUGACAUGAGAAAGAUGAGAUGAGCUGAACUGUUUAUUGCCUGUUCAAUUCCAGUCAUUCUCACCACCAUUCCAGAAUAAAGAACUCCCAUUUUGAACCAUUGUCCACCAAAAUAGGAAAACAAAAGACUGUUUCUGCUUGCAACUUCAUACCAUUAUGACUGUUCCCAAUGAUCUGUAUGUAGUCUGACUUUUCCAAAACCUCAUUAAAACGAGAUGGGCUAUUUUACAUUGUGGCUGUUACAGAAAAGAAUCACAGUCAUAAUCAACAAUCUCACAAAAUGGUACCUAUUGUCAGAUCUUUAAAUGUUGGCGUGGGUGUGUCUGAUUGAUAGGAUUCACCAGCAUUGGACAAAGACUGUGCUUUUGGUGCAAUAACAUUGUAACACAGAGCAAAACAAGUUUGGCGUGAGCCAUUCGUUAAGGCCAUGAUGGGUGGGUUUUUGUAAAGGUGCUAACCACUGGACAUCAGUAUAUCCAAGUAGAGGACUGAGUAUUUAUCUGCCUUGCUAAAAGUUGAUCCAGCUGAUGCACGAAAGUCUAGAACUUUCAUGUAUGUCUUUGCCCUACUUAUUGCAAUGAAGUGUUUUAAGGUGUGCAUAUCCUCAAGCUUAAAAUGUAACAUCUAAAGUUCUGUUGCUGGGAUCAUUAUCAGAAAUCUCUUUGUAGUUUUGGAGCCUUUUGGAGCCACAAAUUACUUUAUCAUUUUCCAUUUUCUUAAUGUAGCAUUAUGUUUGCAGCAAAAAAGGUGUUUAUGUGUCUUGAAAAUGUAUGACGUGAUAAAAAGUAGACUACAAAAAUAGGUGAUUGUGAAUAAAUAUUUAAGGGCAAAAUUGCUGUUCAUUAGAGUACAAUGAUGUGUUGCUUAAUUUUUAUGUUUUACUUUAUGUUUUAUUUUUUUCUUCUAAAUUUUGUAGAAUUUAUUUGGAAAAUGCAACCAAACUGAUGUGAAUAACUGUCUUUUGAGAAACAAAAUAAGAAAGUAUCAUUAUUAACCAUGGCAUGCAAAUUCCAUUUGUAAAAAGAGACUAUUUUCUAUCAAUAAGCAUGUCUGGCCUUGAGAGCACUUUGGAAAUGUGUUUUGCUGUUUGUAGUAUACUUUAUGUGCAACAAAAGUAGUGUCUGCAGCUGUGAAAUUCCUCCAUGAAAAGAGAUAUUUGAAAAGGGUCCAUAUGUUUGCUUCAUUUGUUGAUAAGUGUCUACAGACCUUCCUUUAUGGGCAAGGAAAUCUUAAAGUUGCAAAUGUGUAGACACAACAUGAAUCCAUUAAAAUUUUUAGGAUACAUUUUAGGAUGUUACUGAAAAUGCAUUUGAAUAGAUUUUUUAAAUAUCAUUACAAUUUUAUUUUAAAAUAUGCAACUAAAUAAUACGCAUUAUGUCCCAAAUGAAAUAGGUCUUCAGUUCUUAUCUGUUUAUUUUCUUUCUCCAGUACAGUCAUUGUCAGACGAGAGCUUAGAAGUGACAGAGUCGUGUGUGUGAGUGUGUGUUAUUCUGUUUUAAGUGACAGUGGGUGUGUGUUGUGUUGUUCUACAUCAGUCCGUCUACACUAUUAUUUGGGGUGUUUUCAAUAAAUCGAAUGAUAUGCUUAUCAAUGUUGUAUCUGGAUUUACUUUUUUCCUGUGAAGUGGAAUAUGUAGAUAUUUUUCAGAGUGUACCGUGUGCAAUUAUACUGUGUUAGAAGUAUCUGUGAAAGUGGCAUGAGUGGUUUUUGGGUGAGGUGGGGGAUUCAACAGAAUAUCAUUAUUCUGUAGAAUAUCAUUAUUACUGUGUGUCUAUGUAUACAUGCUGUGAAACAAUCCACAUGGGACUGGAGUAUAUAUCGCUCACUGGCUAGCCUAUUCCUUGUCAC
Esox lucius (northern pike) is the source of this 5969-nucleotide messenger RNA. It is a transcript of the gene plpp4, whose product is annotated as phospholipid phosphatase 4. The record is from RefSeq and is a predicted model, not a curated record. Gene Ontology annotation, biological process: phospholipid metabolic process. Bases 337 to 1197 code for a protein of 286 amino acids. Lineage: Eukaryota; Metazoa; Chordata; Actinopteri; Esociformes; Esocidae. Gene Ontology annotation, molecular function: phosphatidate phosphatase activity. The transcript is spliced from 7 exons.